CACUGAUAGGUGGCACUGAUAGGUGGCACUGAUGAUGGGUACUGAUAGACAGCACUGAUAGGUGGCACUUACUGGUAUCAAUGCUGGGCACUGACUGGUGGCACUGACUGGCAGCACUGCAUUGAUGGGCACAGGUGGGUGGCACUGGUGGGCACAUGUGGGUGGCACUGGUGGGCACAGGUGGGUGGCACUUCUGGGCACAGGUAGGUGGCACUGCUGGGUGGCACUGCUGGAUACAGGUGGGUGCACUGCUGGGCACAGGUGGGCGGAACUGGUGGGUGGUACUGCUGGGCACCGAUCAUCAGGGUACUGAUCAUCAGUGCCCUGAUGAUCGGUGCUGAUCCCUGCUCUGACAACUGCCGGUUCUCGGCAGUACUUUCCUCGUGCUCUGACAGCGUGAGGAAAGUGGAGCCGAGAACCAGCAAAUGCAU
Staurois parvus is the source of this 431-nucleotide messenger RNA. The record is from the annotation of a GenBank genome assembly. Lineage: Eukaryota; Metazoa; Chordata; Amphibia; Anura; Ranidae.